This is a messenger RNA of Entrophospora candida, 540 nucleotides long. The record is from the annotation of a GenBank genome assembly. NCBI's taxonomy places the organism in Eukaryota, Fungi, Glomeromycota, Glomeromycetes, Entrophosporales, Entrophosporaceae.
AUGGGCGGGUCAAUGUCUAUUGUGAAUGAAACAAAUGUUCCACUCAAUGUAGCCCUGAAACAACUAACUCCUCUCUACUACCAAAACUCUAUGAAGCCUGGUGAAACGAUGUAUCGAAAUACCGGUGCUGUCCAUUGGACAGUUGAAGCUUUUGUCGACUGGGGCGAGAAUUCUCAAUAUUCAGACUGGCAAAGUAUUAUUCCAAUUGGCCUUCUAUCACUUGGUAUCGUCAUGACCGCUACAGGCGCUGUUAUCGGUGUUAUCGGUGCUCUCGGUGCUUUUAGUGGAUUGGCAAGUGCUGAAACAUUAUUUGUAGCAGGAACUUGGCUUCUGAGAUUUGGAACAGGAACGGUUGCUGUUACAGGCACUAAACAAUCAUUGGAAUCGUUUUUGAGAAAUGGAUCAGUAUCUUCUGCUGGUUGGUACGCUGGAUAUAAUCAUAAAUUGGCGAUUAGAGGUGGACCUGAUUAUGCAAUUGUUGACGGAAAAAAAGUUCUUCAACUGGAUGGAUGGAAGCCUUUUGAGAUUGUACAAAUUUAG